Molecule: messenger RNA, 1046 nt
Organism: Pygocentrus nattereri (red-bellied piranha)
Lineage: Eukaryota; Metazoa; Chordata; Actinopteri; Characiformes; Serrasalmidae
Gene: pomca
Product: proopiomelanocortin a
Exons: 3
Coding region: 115-789 (224 amino acids)
Biological process (GO): neuropeptide signaling pathway
Cellular component (GO): extracellular region
Molecular function (GO): neuropeptide hormone activity
Source: RefSeq, a predicted model, not a curated record
GACAUCAGAAAUAUACAGACUCACACGUGGUGGGACGUCUGCGUGGAGUGGAAGAACCUGGGGAGGAACAUUCACAGACGCUUCAUCAUCUUUCUUCGCAACAGUUUCCCUGUGAUGAUUAGGGGAUUGAGAAUGAUGUGUCCUUUGUGGUUUUUGGCUCUGGCUGUGCUGUGUGCAAGGAGUGCAGAGGUGAAAGCUCAAUGCUGGGAAAACACUCACUGCAGAGACCUCAGUUCUGAACAGAACAUCCUGGACUGCAUCAAUUUGUGCAAGUCUGAUCUGACAGCAGAAUCUCCUCUUUAUCCUGGAGACGGCCACCUCCAGCCUCUACUGGACCCCGAACCCAAUGAGGUCCCUGCUGCACUGCCUGCUGUUGCCUUCUCGCCCACCCAAGAGGAAGAAGCUCCAGAGAUAGGCCCACUGCAUGAAUCCAAACGUUCCUACUCAAUGGAACACUUCCGCUGGGGCAAGCCUGUCGGCCGCAAGCGCAGGCCCAUCAAGGUCUACACCAACGGGGUGGAGGAGGAGUCAGCAGAGGCACUGCCAGCUGAGAUGAGGCGUGAGUUGGUUAACAAUGAGGCUGACUAUCCUCUGGAGGACAGCUCCUUCAGCCAACAGGAGAAGAAAGAUGGUUCCUACAAGAUGAACCACUUUCGCUGGAGUGGCCCCCCAGCCAGCAAGCGCUACGGUGGUUUCAUGAAGUCUUGGGACGAACGCAGUCAGAAACCUCUGCUUACACUAUUCAAGAAUGUCAUCAAUAAAGAUGGACACCAGAAGAAAGAUCACUAAGGGUACAGGACAGGAACAAUCACAUUAAAUGCAUUAUGAGAGAGAGAGAGAGAGAGAGAGAGAGAGAGAGAGAGAGAGAGAAAAUAGUUUUUAUUCACCGCAGAUAACUUGCUUAUUUUCCCCUUAAAUUCUUUGAAAAGUAGACAUAUCUGAUAGUGAACUUGUGGGGCGUUGUCAACAAAUAGCACUUUGUUCUUGUAGCCAGCAGUACAUUUACAAUGAAAUCAACAAUAAAUAAUUACUAUUGUACAUAGAAA